CCGUUCAGCUCUCCCUGCCCCUCCCUGCCCGUUCUCGACCUGACCCCCCCUCUCGUGGGCGGUCUUUGUUUCCUGGCGGCGCCGACUGGGCGACCGGCGACGCCCGUCGGCACGUCUUCGCCUCGCCGGUGACGAGCACCCACCAGGAUAAUGGCUCAUCGUGGACACCUGGAUGGACUGAAUGCCCAAGCUCCAGGUCUGCUGCGCCAUGGUUCCUUCGCUGCAGGCAGCCUCUCUAAUCGCUCACCUUUGGACUCUUCAUCCACACUGGAGAUGCUGGAGAACAAGCUUGCUAUGCAGACUGCAGAGGUAGAAAAGCUUAUCAGGGAGAAUCAACGGUUAGCAAAAAGCCAUGUGGUCUUGAGGCAGGACAUUGUUGAUACAGAGAAAGAGAUGCAAUUGAUUCGCACCCACCUAGGUGAAGUUCAGACAGAGACUGAUUUACAGAUUAGAGAUUUAUUGGAGAGAAUCAGAUUGAUGGAGGCAGACAUACAAAGUGGUGAUACAGUGAAAAAGGAGCUUCACCAAGUGCAUAUGGAGGCAAAGAGACUUAUUGCUGAAAGGCAGAUGUUAAACCUUGAGAUAGAGAAUGCGAAUAACGAAUUACAGAAACUCUCUGCCUCAGGUGACAAUAAAAGCCUUACUGAAUUGCUUGCUGAGCUAGAUGGGCUACGGAAAGAGCAUCAUAGUCUACGAACUCAAUUUGAAUUUGAGAAGAAUACAAACGUCAAGCAAGUUGAGCAGAUGCGGACAAUGGAGAUGAACCUGAUAACCAUGACUAAACAGGCUGAGAAGUUACGUGCUGAUGUGGCAAAUGCUGAAAGGCGGGCACAGGCAGCUGCAGCUCAAGCAGCAGCACAGGCGGCAGGUGCGCAGGUGGCAGCUUCACAGCCUGGGACAGCACAGGCUACAGCAGUGUCAGCAGCAGCCCCAAACCCAUAUGCAAGUGCAUAUGCCAAUUACCCCACAGCAUAUCAGCAGGGAACCCAGCCAGGGGAAUAUCAGCAGGGAACCCAGGCUGGGGCAUAUCAGCAAGCAACCCAGGCUGGAGCAUAUCAGCAAGGAACCCAGCCUGCGGCAUAUCAGCAGGGAACCCAGGCUGGGGCAUACGCCUAUGCUUACAAUGCAACUGCUUACCAAAUGCAUGCUGCGCAAGCUAACACAUAUGCAGGUUACCCUGGCUAUCAAGUUCCGGGCUAUGCGCAAACUGCAGUGCCUAAUUACCCUGGUGCCUAUGCUGUGCCUCCGCAACAACCCAUAAGCAGUGGUGCGGCAACGGAUGUCGGGAACAUGUAUGGCGUGGUUGGUAGCACUGGAUAUCCUGCUGGGCAAGUUCAGCCGAGCAGUGGCACCGCAAAUGCAGCGCAAGCACCUCCACCUCCACCACCACCGGCAGCACCAUACCCGGGCACAUAUGACCCAGCAAGAGGAGCCCAGAGGUGAAAUCCGGGAUGUGAACCAGAUGACUGCUUGCCCUGAUGUAGAUUAACUCAUGGUUUUGUUAUGUAGAUGCAGUUGAAGAUAGGUUUAGCGACAAUGUCGAGGAGUCAGAUGUAUGCUGAAUUGUUGGUACUUUUGAGUUGAUAGCUGUAACUGUUGGUUAAGGAUGAUUCAGUCAGCAUGUGGCGUUGUCAAAUCUAAAAAAAAACGUGGCAUUCCUAUACUGUAUGCUUUGUUAUACCAUCAGUUUCUGUAAGUGUAGGUAUAUGGAUCUUGAUUCGUGUUUGCA
Messenger RNA from Setaria italica (foxtail millet), 1729 nucleotides. RefSeq names its product protein FLX-like 4. The record is from RefSeq and is a predicted model, not a curated record. The transcript has 4 exons. NCBI's taxonomy places the organism in Eukaryota, Viridiplantae, Streptophyta, Magnoliopsida, Poales, Poaceae. Bases 151 to 1443 code for a protein of 430 amino acids.